AUGGAGGAUACCUCCUUGUCCGAGAUGCCCCUCGAGUUCCCUCAAGUGGGUUCUCCUGUGUCGCCAAGUCCAAACACGUCCUUUGACCGGCUACCAGCCAAUGUGAUUGAACACAUCCUUUAUGCUGCGGAUGCCAAUACAUUUGCGUCAUUGUCUUUGUUGAAUCGACAAUGGAAACUUGUGUCUGACUCGGCAGCAUUAUAUGCAUAUCAGUUGUCACGCUGUCCCUCAUUUUCGUGGACUCGCCAGGUUAUAUCUGAGACAGAAGACCUCGUUAAACUCAAGCAACAGUUCGUUCAGGAGGUCAGACAAAAUGCCUUUGAUGUAUUCUUACGACCCCGUCAAACGCUCGUGCGACUUAUUUCAAGUUCUAUGAGCUCAUCUACAGCUUUUCCACAUGGCGAAGUAUUUCGUUUUUUAUUUUCAGCCAAUGGUCAAAUGGUUCUAUGUAUCACGUCUUCUCGCAUUGUCAUCCUAGAUGUGUCUACUGAUCCAGUCAUCGUCAAGCACGAGCUCAUGACUCGAAGGCGGCCGCUGGGAGCCGCAAUUCGCGAUGAUGGCUCUCUCCUUGCCGUAUUGUCUUCCACACAUCGAGUCAAUAUCUAUCAGCUCUCUGACGAUGAAGCCAAAAACAUUCAAGUUCUCACGCUCAAUGAUGCUCCAAAGGACAUUCAAUUUUCCCCAACGGGUAGUGUACUAGCCCUGGCUUUUGAGGAUAGCAUUGAAGUGUAUGCUGUGGGCGAAGCCGCUUUGCCAACCCACCGCCGGGCAGUGCGUUGUCCGCGUGUUGAUGCUCUUUCAUUUUCGCUUGAUGGAGCAAUGCUGCUUGGGUUUACAGCUGAUAGUAUUGUCACUAUCACUCCUCCUUUCUAUACCGAGACUGGAACCGACGCCUCACCUGAAGAGCUCGAAAUGCGGAUGUGGACCACACAGAUUCUCUUUCCCGAGACAAUUAGCUGUCAAAUCACCCAUGCCUCCCUUAUUGCUGGCCAUGAGGAAGUUGACGAUCACUGGAUGAUUGGUUAUGACAAUCAACUGGCGGCGUUUAGGGCAAUUCAACUAAAGCAAAAUGCGGGAAUUGUUCAUUUCGCCAGCCCAUUCUUGGGUGAUGAGUCUCAAGAAAUGCUACCAAGCAUGAGACCUGCCACAGACGAUGCAGGAGAGCUUGCUGCCUUGGGAUUCGAAGACUCAGAGCUCUGGAUAUAUGGUAUACCUAGCCUGACCACUCACAGUGGUAUUGAUGGUACCCAUAUUGGUGGAGGUCAUCACUGUGCAGAUUGUCCACCUCAUGACAAUUUGGUACAACUCCAGAAAAUUGUCCGACAACCUAAAAUCUUGAUUAGGGGACGACGGGUUACUGAUAUGCAAGGGAUCACUUCCGCUCACUGGGUACGCUCAACAUCUGGAAAAAGAUAUCACAGACUCGUCGCGGUGGCCCCCGGCGGUGUACACCCGCAAAUAUUUGGCGAAGAAGGCAUCCCAGUUGACGGUGGACGAAUCCUCCUUCUCGACUUUGAACGUUCUACAAGUAAUGGAGCGACGAUCGAGAUUGACAUUGAGGUUGGAGAAAUCGCGCCUAAACUUCUCAUGGAGCCGGACUCCUCUAUGGCCACCGAAGUCGAGCUCGAAAGAAGGCGAACAAGCAUACAGCGUCGUGAUACCGCUACAACAUUCCGACCAACUCGAGAAUCUCGAGCCCUGCCAUUCCGUUUCCGGCGGAACAGUCUCGCAGCUCCCAACUCGCCCAACGGAAUCUCUAGCGAAGUGCCUGACCUCCCAUAUGACAAUACGCAGCCUCGUUCCCGUGAACUCCUCCAACGAGCUGCCACUGUAGCUGACAGAAACCGUGGGCGAUAUGACCCGCGAUAUCGCAAUUCUCCCAACCCACGACACGUGCCGCAUGAGAGCGACGCCGACAAUUGGGUACCACCACCUCCACCUUAUCAACCCGAGACAGAGACCCCAUUGCCAGAUGAUCUACAGAGAACACUUCUCGUUCCACCGAGUCUUUCUCCCCAAUCUGGCCGAACGCAAGCCACCCGUGUCGCACAGCAGCAAUCGGCCCGUCCACGCCCACAGCCGGUCACGGUACUGGGAACUGGCGCUUUAACCGGCGCCAGACGAAGAGGAGGAUCCAUCGGCAGAGAAGGAGACUACUUCACCCAAGAACAAUUACUCCCACAGGACUCGUUGACGAACAACCUCUCCCCACACCAAGGAUAUCCCUCGGGUCCAAGCCCACUGACGCCUACAUUUGCCAUACACCCAGCCGAAACCGCGCAGGAAAGCACCAUGCCUCUUCCAUAUCUGGGAGCCACAGCACUGGGCGAUGCACUAGGCGCUGCAUACUUUCCAUACUCUAUAUCAUCGCCAAAUCUCCUUCACAUCCCGCAGCCAUAUGAAGAUGAGCAGCGCACUGCACCAGAUGACGAGCAUGAGAUACCUCAGAGGCAACGGUCGUUCCACAGGCGUGUUUCAACAGAACCUACUACCUUGCCACCACCUCAGAAUGAGGAAUGGCGACGGCGUAUUAUGGAUUGGAAUGAUCAUACAAUCAAAGAACGGGGUCGCAAGCGAAGAGGGAAGUGCCAUGUCAUGUAA
This is a messenger RNA of Penicillium paradoxum, 2601 nucleotides long. RefSeq names its product F-box domain protein. The transcript is spliced from 2 exons. Bases 1 to 2601 code for a protein of 866 amino acids. The record is from RefSeq and is a predicted model, not a curated record. Lineage: Eukaryota; Fungi; Ascomycota; Eurotiomycetes; Eurotiales; Aspergillaceae. Gene Ontology annotation, molecular function: protein binding.